AUGGCGCCGAACACUUCACGUAUCGUUGACUUGGAGAAUAAAAUGGACGCGGUGCAGCAGAAGAUGGAUUUGCAACAUCAAGAUCUGAAAUCCUCCAUUGUCGAGCUUGCUGCGUCCACAAAGGACAACAUCCACGCGCUCAUAGCUUUUUUGACGCGGUUUCGCGAAAAGUCGCCGCUUCAUUCUUUUUCGGCCGACUCUCAAGCGAACUUCGCCGAGCCUCCGCCUUUCCGUUCUCAAUCGCGCCGGGAGACGCUUCUGGAUCAUUACCCCCGUUUGGAGUUUUCUUAUUUCUCUGGUUCAGAUCCCCACGUUUGGGUGACCAAGUCUGCUAAGUUUUUCCACCUGUAUUCAAUUCCCAAAGAUCAGAAGGUGGAGCUGGUUUCGUACUACUUGGAAGGCCGGGCUCACACGUGGUUUGAAGGCUGGUCAUUUCGUCACUUUCCAUUGAUUUGGGGGCAAUUCGUCGAGGAAUUGCUUCAUCGAUUUGGGAAUCAAGAACAACUAAACGUCGUUGCUGCUUUCAAUAAGUUGCGGCAAACGACGACUGUGUUUCACUAUCAGGAGGAGUUUGAGGAUCUCCGCUCCACGAUGUUGCGCUUGAAUCCCGAUCUCAACGAGAGUUACUUCAUCAUGAGUUUUUUGGGGGGGGCUUGA
Messenger RNA from Linum trigynum, 657 nucleotides. Lineage: Eukaryota; Viridiplantae; Streptophyta; Magnoliopsida; Malpighiales; Linaceae. The record is from the annotation of a GenBank genome assembly.